GAGAGAGAGCGCCUCGGAGGAGGGGCGGGAGCGGAAGCUCGUUGUGCCGGCGUCUCCUCUCUUGCCUCUGCUGCAGCGGCCGCGCAGCUGCUGAUACCCGGACCCCGUCGCGGCGCAUCCCUCUACGAGCUCGCCGCUUCGAGAUCGCCAAUCCCCGGAUAGCGUCUCGGCUUUGCCCGAACCGGUCGUCGUCACGGUCCAAUCCACAUGCAGCCGCCGUUUCAGCCGGAAAAUACCGGAACCUGCGCACCGGGGAGGAGAGAAGGGAAGGGUUGGGGAGGGGAGGGGGGGGGGGGAGACUCCAUAGCAACAAACCGGCUCCACGGCAUUAUUGGUUGUGCCGAAUGGGAUGUAAGGCAAAACACGUGACUGGACUGCACCUGCAACCUUGACUGACAUGCUUGCAUGCUGCAAGGUGAUGCUGAAGCUCAUCUGACCUUACGGCGCGUGAAAACCGGCUCAUCGGAUCCAAGUGGAUUCUCAACUUCCCACCAGAAUCUUCCCAUCUCCUGAAAUCAGCACUCCAAAAAAAUCUGGAAUGGCUUCCUAGAAACAUUCCAGAGCAGUCUUCUAAAAAUUUCCACAGAAGCUUCUCAAGAUGAAUCGCAAGUAGCAGGACUGUCCAUCUGGACCCGAUUCUGACAUCAAGACCAUGGAGGUGGAGCACUUUGAUGAUCGCGACAAAGUCCGUCGAGGGCGCUCAGCUCGGGCCAAACGGGACGACUCGGGCCCGAGCUCGCGGGGGAGCAGCCUGGUUCCGAGCCCGGCGCACAGCACCAACUGCAGCUACUACCGCACGCGCACUUUGCAGGCGCUCACCUUGGAGAAGCGCGCCAAGAAGGUCCGCUUCUACCGCAACGGGGACCGCUCCUUUAAGGGACUGGUUUACGCCGUUUCCAGCGUCCGCUUCCGCUCAUAUGACGCCCUGCUGGUGGAGCUGACCCGCUCGCUGGCCGACAACCUCCACCUGCCGCAAGGGGUGCGAACUAUUUACACCAUCGACGGCUCAAAGAAGAUCAGCAGCCUGGAUGAGCUGGUGGAAGGCGAGUGCUACGUUUGCGCCUCCAAUCAGCCUUACCGUAAAGUGGACUACACCAAGAUCUCCGUCCCGAACUGGAAACCCGGCGUUAGUUCCGGGAGCAGCGCGGUGAGCUCUAGCAGGUCUUCCGCCGCGUCUGGCGCAACCGUGACCGGAGUCGGCGGGAGCGUCAAAGAGCGCCAAGAAAGCCGAGAGAGCAAAGACUUCAUCAAGCCCAAGCUGGUGACGGUGAUCCGAAGCGGCGUCAAGCCUCGCAAGGCGGUGCGGAUCCUCCUGAACAAGAAGACAGCUCACUCCUUCGACCAAGUGCUGGCCGACAUCACGGAGGCCAUCAAGUUGGACUCGGGAGCCGUCAAGCGGCUGUACACUCUGGACGGAAAACAGCUGACAUGUUUGCAAGAUUUCUUCGGGGACGACGACGUGUUCAUGGCGUGCGGUCUGGAGAAGUUUCGCUACGCUCAGGACGACUUUGUGCUCACUCACAGUGGCAAGACGGCGGCCUUUGUUAACGAAUGUCGAGUCAAAGUGACUCGUCCUCCUGCCUCUCAGAAGACUUUGACUCCUAAGAGUCCCAGUGGAUUGGGCUCCUCCAAGGCCUCAGUAAAAGCAGUGCCGCAGUCAAAGUCACCAGGAUCAGCCAAUGAGACGUCAGGAUCCCAGGUCCCCGCAAAGUCGUCCAGGUCGAGCCCCUCCCCCACAAGUCCUGGGACUCGCAGCAGUCUCAAGGUUUCUUCUCAUCGCUCCUCUUCCGCGGACAUCAACGGCGCGGAUGAGCACGCCGAUGACGUCGCUCUCGAAGUGAACGGAAACCUGUCGGUGUCGUCAUCGCUCAUCAGCAGCAAGUACAAAAUCGGGAAAGUGAUCGGCGAUGGGAACUUCGCGGUAGUGAAGGAGUGCGCUGAGAGGUCAACUGGGCAGGAGUUUGCACUGAAGAUCAUUGACAAAGCUCGCUGCUGUGGGAAGGAGCACUUGAUUGAGAACGAAGUGGCAGUCUUGCGUCGUGUUCGACACCCCAGCAUCAUCCAACUCAUCGAGGUGGACGAAACGCCGUCUCAGCUCUUCCUGGUCAUGGAGCUGGUCAAGGGAGGUGACCUGUUUGACGCCAUCACCUCGUCCACCAAGUACAGCGAGCACGACGCCAGCGCCAUGGUGUACAAUCUGGCCGGAGCCAUCAAGUACCUGCACAGGAUGAACAUCGUGCACAGAGACAUCAAGCCAGAGAAUCUGCUGGUGUGCGAGUACCCGGAUGGCACCAAGUCCCUCAAACUGGGAGACUUCGGUUUGGCCACGGUGGUGGAAGGGCCGCUUUACACCGUGUGCGGCACGCCGACCUACGUGGCCCCAGAGAUCAUCGCCGAGACCGGUUACGGUCUGAAGGUCGACAUCUGGGCAGCGGGCAUCAUCACCUACAUCCUCCUUUGCGGUUUCCCACCGUUCAGAAGCGAGAACAACAUCCAGGAGGAGCUCUUCGAUCAGAUCCUCAGAGGGAAGCUGGAGUUCCCGUCUCCGGACUGGGACGCCAUCAGCCUCCCUGCAAAGAUGCUGAUUAGUCAAAUGCUGCAGGUGAAUGUGGACGCCCGCUUCACAGCAGACGAGGUUCUUUCGCACCCGUGGGUGUCGGACGACGCUCCCGUCGACUCCGGCAACGAAGAACCGAGCGCAACGGAAAAGGAAUCUCCGGGGCUAGAAACCAAGCAGGUUCCUUCCCCGCUGGUCUAGACAUCAGCUGGACCAGAUCUUCUCCUGGAGCAUUUUUUUUUUCUGGAGGUCAAUUUUGGAGGACCUAAUAUCCAUCUGUGACAAUCCCCCAAUCCCGUUCACGCAAUCAUAAUAGGCGUGUCCUCAACUCUUCUUACAAAAGAAAAAGGACGCACCAGUCCAGUGUGUCCAUCAGGACGAGUGGCCAGAUCAUUUCAAGUCUUUCUUCGUACCCAGAAUGUCUUCCACUUUUUCUGGGAAGAUGCAUCCCAUGCUACUUCUGUUGGUAUUUCCCAAUCUGAGGCCAGAAGCACUGUGCCUGUCUGCACUGAUCCACACAGGGUUUAAAAAAAAAAAAAUGGUUUCAGGCCCUGUUGGCGUACUACCUUGUUGAAAUUCUAAAUAUGUUGUACAUGUUAGCUGUCAUGUGAGUGUGAAUCUGUCGUGAAGUCGGGAAUUGUGACGACUUCGGGUGGGGGGGAGAAAAAAAAAUCUGGUGCUUUGGAACUAAUUAUUCCAUUCCUCCAUCAUUUUGUAUGUUGUUUGUGAAGGUGGAAUUUAAAGCAGGGGUGUCCAAACUAUGGCCCCUGGACCAUUUUUUGUAAUGAAGAGGAAGAAAUCCAGCUUUUAUUCUUUUUUUUUUUUUAAUAAAUGCAUAAUACAAUAGUGCCUCAUUUCAAUGGGGAAAAUGAUUUGAUACAUCUUGAAUUCAAGAUGAAGAAUGUCAAAAGCGGCAAACGGAAGGGAAAGUUUGGACACCCCUGAUUUAAGCAGGAAGAUUUCCAGCUGUCGACACGAUGCAGUGUUUGAACUUUUUGGCUAGAGCCAUUCUUAAGUAUUACAAGUUUUCUCUUUGCUUUACACCAAACCAAAAGGCGCCUUGAUGUGUCGACACUGUUAGCAUUAGCGACGCAAGGUGGGCUAGCAGCUAAAUUCUCCUCCUUACAAACAUGCUUUAAUUUAUGUUUACGUAUGUGCUAGUCGUCAUGCUUUAGUAGCCUUCAACCAAGUGCCGUAGAUUAGGACGUUUUCCAAAACGCUUUCCAUGACAAAGGUCCUUUUGAAUAGCAUUUGUGUGUUUUUGCCAACCAACACUGGCAACCUUAAAAAGACAUUUACUGUAGGAACGCUUUGCUAGCCCCAAAGCAUGUGAUGUGGUUUUUCAUCAAACUGGUGACGGUGCGUUCAAAGACUUUGAAAUGGAGGACGCAGAUGCAUUCAACUGUGAAAUAAAACUUUGAGAACGUCGAA
Messenger RNA from Syngnathus acus (greater pipefish), 3988 nucleotides. RefSeq names its product serine/threonine-protein kinase DCLK2-like. Gene Ontology annotation, molecular function: protein kinase activity; ATP binding. Gene Ontology annotation, biological process: protein phosphorylation; intracellular signal transduction. Lineage: Eukaryota; Metazoa; Chordata; Actinopteri; Syngnathiformes; Syngnathidae. The record is from RefSeq and is a predicted model, not a curated record. The coding region runs from base 653 to 2758 and encodes 701 amino acids. The transcript has 17 exons. Gene Ontology annotation, cellular component: microtubule cytoskeleton.